Messenger RNA from Colletotrichum phormii, 2158 nucleotides. RefSeq names its product hsp70-like protein. Gene Ontology annotation, biological process: protein folding. The record is from RefSeq and is a predicted model, not a curated record. Gene Ontology annotation, cellular component: cytoplasm; mitochondrion. Gene Ontology annotation, molecular function: ATP binding; ATP-dependent protein folding chaperone. The transcript is spliced from 3 exons. Bases 140 to 2158 code for a protein of 672 amino acids. NCBI's taxonomy places the organism in Eukaryota, Fungi, Ascomycota, Sordariomycetes, Glomerellales, Glomerellaceae.
CUCGCAUCCUCAUCCACCUCCUCCCUCCCCCCAAUUCACCCACAGUGUACUCUAUAAUAACCGCUUUUCCAUUCCUUUCCGCGCGCCAUCUUCUUUUCCCUCCAUCCCCUUUUGUUAUACCCACACACAAUCAGGCAAGAUGAUGUCUGCACGCUUCUCAAGAGCUCUUCCCAGAGCUACCAGCUCCGUCCGCUCAGCCGGCUUCGCUCGCCAGCCCUUCGCCUCAAAGUUCGCUCGCUAUGAGUCAACAGCAUCCGAGGGCAAGGUCACGGGCUCCGUGAUCGGUAUCGAUCUCGGUACCACUAACUCUGCCGUCGCCAUCAUGGAGGGCAAGGUUCCCAAGAUUAUCGAGAACGCUGAGGGUGCUCGCACAACGCCGUCCGUGGUCGCCUUUGCUCAGGAUGGCGAGCGUCUCGUCGGUGUCGCCGCCAAGCGUCAGGCCGUCGUCAACCCCGAGAACACCCUCUUCGCCACCAAGCGUCUCAUCGGUCGCAAGUUCACCGACGCUGAGGUCCAGCGCGACAUCAAGGAGGUUCCCUACAAGAUUGUCCAGCACACCAACGGCGACGCCUGGGUUUCUGCUCGCGACCAGAAGUACUCUCCCUCGCAGAUUGGUGGAUUCGUCCUCAACAAGAUGAAGGAGACGGCCGAGGCCUACCUCUCCAAGCCCGUCAAGAACGCCGUCGUCACCGUCCCUGCCUACUUCAACGACUCCCAGCGUCAGGCCACCAAGGACGCCGGUCAGAUUGCCGGCCUCAACGUCCUCCGUGUCGUCAACGAGCCCACUGCCGCCGCCCUUGCCUACGGUCUUGAGAAGGAGGAGGACCGCGUUGUCGCCGUCUACGAUCUUGGCGGUGGUACUUUCGAUAUCUCCGUCCUCGAGAUCCAGAACGGCGUCUUCGAGGUCAAGUCUACCAACGGUGACACCCACUUGGGUGGUGAGGACUUUGACAUCCACCUCGUCCGCCACCUCGUCCAGCAGUUCAAGAAGGACUCCAACAUUGACCUGUCCAACGACCGCAUGGCCAUCCAGCGUAUCCGUGAGGCCGCCGAGAAGGCCAAGAUUGAGCUUUCCUCCUCCCUCCAGACCGACAUCAACCUGCCCUUCAUCACUGCCGACGCUUCCGGCCCCAAGCACAUCAACCAGAAGAUGACCCGCGCUCAGCUCGAGAAGAUGAUGGACCCCCUCAUCACCCGCACCAUCGACCCCGUCCGCAAGGCCCUCAAGGAUGCCAACCUCCAGGCCAAGGACAUCCAGGAGGUAAUCCUCGUCGGUGGUAUGACUCGCAUGCCCAAGGUUGCCGAGUCCGUCAAGAGCAUCUUCGGCCGUGACCCCGCCAAGUCCGUCAACCCCGACGAGGCUGUCGCCAUUGGUGCCGCCAUCCAGGGUGCCGUUCUCUCCGGUGAGGUCAAGGACCUUCUCCUCCUCGACGUGACUCCCCUCUCCCUCGGUAUCGAGACCCUCGGCGGUGUCUUCACCCGUCUCAUCAACCGCAACACCACAAUCCCCACCAAGAAGUCCCAGACCUUCUCCACCGCUGCCGACUUCCAGACCGCUGUCGAGAUCAAGGUCUAUCAGGGUGAGCGUGAGCUCGUCCGUGACAACAAGCUCCUCGGCAACUUCCAGCUGGUCGGCAUCCCCCCUGCCCACCGUGGUGUCCCCCAGAUCGAGGUCACCUUUGACAUUGACGCCGACUCCAUCGUCCACGUCGGUGCCAAGGACAAGUCCACCAACAAGGACCAGUCCAUCACCAUUGCCUCCGGCUCCGGUCUGUCCGACUCUGAGAUUGAGCAGAUGGUCAACGACUCUGAGAAGUACGCCGAGGCUGACAAGGAGCGCAAGGGCGCCAUCGAGGCCGCCAACCGCGCCGACUCUGUCCUGAAUGACACUGAGCGCGCGCUCAACGAGUACGCCGAGAAGCUCGACAAGACCGAGGCCGACGGCAUCCGUGAGAAGAUUGCCUCCCUCCGCGAGUUCGUCUCCAAGAGCUUGGCCGGCGAGGGCAACGCCACCGCCGCCGAGAUCAAGGAGAAGACCGACGAGCUCCAGGUCGCCUCCCUCAACCUCUUUGACAAGAUGCACAAGGCCCGCGCCGAGUCUGGCGAGCAGCCCGCUCAGGACGCCAACGCCGAGAACAAGGACGAGAAGAAGCCUUAA